GUAAAAGUACUCUCACAAGGGGUUUUAGAAGCAGGGGGGUAAGCUCAUAGUUCUAAAACCCUAAAAAGUGAGUGAUGGAACUUCAGACCCUUUGUUGCGCUCUUCCCUCUCAACCACUUCACUCUUCCAAUCAUCGUAUUCUAUCAUCACCAGCGUUUGGAAUCCGCGCUCCAUUCACAAAUCAAAGACAAAGAUUUCGCUUCGGAAACGCCUCAAAAUGUUUAAAAUGGGUGAUUAAAGAGCCUUCACUUUUGGGAUUGAGCAAAUUCCAGAGGCUUCUUGUACAUUCUUCUGAUUCCAAUUUAAACGGUGGCUUGGAAGUUCAUCCAAAACAAAGUUCUAGUGUGCCCGUUACUACAUUUAACGGGGCGGAACCGUUUCAUGGUAAAUCAGGUUCCGUCUCUUUUUGUGGCCUGACACACCAAUCUGUAGAAGAAGGGAAAUUGGAAUCUUCCCCCUUUGAAGGAAAGGGUGGCUCUUUCUUAUGGGUCUUAGCUCCUGCUGCGUUCAUAGCGUCUUUGAUUUUGCCACAGUUUUUUGUUGACAAUGUGGUUGAAGCUUUCCUUAAUAAUGUGAUUUUAAUAGAUAUUGUGACUAUAUUCUCCCACGAGGUCCUGUUCUACAUUGGACUAGCGACAUUCUUGCAUGUGACUGAUUGUGUCCAGAGGCCGUAUUUGCAGUACAGCUCAAAAAGAUGGGGUCUUAUUACUGGCCUCAGAGGAUACCUAUUCUCUGCUUUCUUCACCAUGGGUUUGAAGAUUAUUGCUCCUCUCAUUCUUUUGUUUGUGACAUGGUCAGCAAUUCGCAUUGCAGCAUUUGUUGCUAUAACUCCAUUUUUAGUUGGCUGUGUUGCACAAAUUGCAUUUGAGAAAGCUUUGGACAAUCGUGGGUCAUCUUGCUGGCCUCUAGUCCCGGUUAUAUUUGAGGUAUACAGACUAUAUCAGCUUACAAAAGCUGCUAAUUUUGCCGAGAAGUUGUUAUUCUCUAUGAAGGGGCUUCCUGCGGGCCCUGAAUUGGUAGAACGAAGUGGAGCUUUGUUCGCAAUGUUAAUCACCUUCCAAGUACUCGGGAUUGUGUGCCUUUGGUCAUUGAUGACAUUUCUUUUGAGGCUAUUCCCUUCUAGACCUGUAGCAGAUCAUUACUGAGUUUAGCGUGAAUUAGGGAAGAGUGUUGUAUAUAUUUGCGUAACAUUUUUAUCUGUAAGGCACGGGCACUAUUAGUUGAUUAACUUCAAUGCAGGCUUUUCAUUAAAAAAAUUGUUGCCC
Molecule: messenger RNA, 1265 nt
Organism: Glycine soja
Lineage: Eukaryota; Viridiplantae; Streptophyta; Magnoliopsida; Fabales; Fabaceae
Exons: 5
Coding region: 75-1145 (356 amino acids)
Cellular component (GO): chloroplast
Source: RefSeq, a predicted model, not a curated record